GAAGGUGGUCAGCGAAGGAUCCGCGGCAUGGCGAGCUCGGCCAAGCGGGUCCGCCGAGACUCCAGUACCGGCGCCUUGGCGGCCUUCCUCGAGUGGUGCGACGGUGUCGGCCUAGUGCUGAGCCCCAAGGUCUGUGUGAGCAGAGAAGGCACAGUGGCUGACUAUGGCCUGAUAGCCAGAGAGGACCUUCCAACUGGAGAAGUCCUUUUCACUGUCCCAAGAACUGCACUCCUUUCACAACACACAAGUUCCUUGUCUUCCCUUCUGGAGAAAGAACAAGACUCCUUGCAGAGUCAGUCUGGCUGGGUCCCCCUCCUGAUUUCUCUUCUCCAUGAAUCCACAAUCAGUAACUCUCACUGGGGGACUUACUUUUCCCUGUGGCCUAACUUCAGUGGCCUAGAUCAUCCUAUGUUCUGGAGCGAGGAAGAACGGUGGAGGCUUCUGCAGGGUACGGGGAUCUUAGAAGCUGUGGACAAAGACCUGGCCAAUAUCCAGAUGGAGUAUUCCUCUAUCAUCCUGCCCUUCUUGAAGGCCCACCCAGAUCUCUUCAACCCCAAGGUGCACACACUGGAGCUGUACAAGAAGCUGGUGGCAUUUGUCAUGGCCUACAGUUUCCAGGAGCCUUUGGAGGAGGACGAGGAGGACGAGGAGGAGCCCAACCCUCCCAUGAUGGUGCCCAUGGCAGACCUUUUGAAUCAUGUGGCCAGUCACAAUGCCAACUUGGAGUAUUCCCCGGAGUGUUUGAAAAUGGUGGCGAUUCAGCCCAUCCACAAAGGCCAAGAGGUCUUCAACACUUAUGGACAGAUGGCCAAUUGGCAGCUCCUCCACAUGUAUGGCUUUGCUCAACCAUAUCCUGGCAAUAGGGAUGAUGCGGCUGACAUCCAGAUGUUGACGCUGUGCAAAGCCGCUCUGCAAGCUGCAAAAACAGAUGUAGAACGGCAGCUGGUCUUGGAGCAGUGGGAUCUUCUUUGUAAGAUGGAGAUGGUGGGUGAGGAAGGAGCCUUUGUGAUAGGCUGGGAGAAGGUCUUGACUGAAGAGGAGUUGUUUACAGCAUUGAAGGUGCUGGGCAUGCCUGCAGAGGAGUUCAAGGAGUUCAAAGAGGAAGAGGGCUGGGCCAACGAAAUGGGUGAGAAUGGGAACACUGACUUGACGCUCUCCAUGAUCCCAACACUCAAGGCAUCUUGGAAGAAACUGCUCUUUGACGCCACACUGCUGACGCUGCAGGCAUACAGCUCUGGUUUGAAAGCAGAGGAAGACGUGCUCAGCGACCAGCAGGCCUUUUCAAAACUGAACUGCCGGGAACAGUUUGCCCUGCACGUGCGUUAUGGGCAGAAGAAAAUCCUGCAACAGUUACUUGAGCUAGUAAGUUCAUAGUCGCGAAUGGACCUCUAGCCUUCCCUCUUUAUUAUUAUUAUUUCAAUUUAUACCCCACCGUCCCCACCAAGGCAGGUUCAGGGGGGCUUACAGAAGAUUCAUAUAAAUACACUUAACAGUUACAAAUAACAUAAUCAUAAAAUGACACUUCAUUUUAAAAAAAAACCUAAAGUGCUGGA
Molecule: messenger RNA, 1553 nt
Organism: Gekko japonicus
Lineage: Eukaryota; Metazoa; Chordata; Lepidosauria; Squamata; Gekkonidae
Gene: SETD6
Product: SET domain containing 6
Exons: 8
Coding region: 28-1374 (448 amino acids)
Biological process (GO): peptidyl-lysine monomethylation
Cellular component (GO): nucleus
Molecular function (GO): protein-lysine N-methyltransferase activity; protein binding
Source: RefSeq, a predicted model, not a curated record